AUGGCGUCCAACAUGAUCUCGUCCAUCCUGCCACCGACAUCUCAGGGCUAUCUGCCCAUCUGGCUCUGGAUCGUAGCAAGUACUGCCUUGAUCAACGGCCUCGUCAAUCUCGCGACGCCCAACGCCCCCUCACCUUCCUCCAAGGGCAAGAAUGCAACAACCAAGGCCAACCCAUCACACAAAGUCUACUCCUCCCCUUCAGGCUCUCUCUCCUCCACGCCCCUCACAGCAAGGCUCUUUGGAACAUGGAAUAUCCUUUCAGCCCUUGUACGAUUCGCUUGCGCCUACCAGCCGAAGAACACGCCAGUCUACGCCCUGUGCGCUGCGACUUUCAUCCUGGCGCUGGUGCAUUUCGGCAGCGAGGCGGCGCUGUACGGAAAUAUCGACGUCAAGAAGGCGGGAAGUGCUAGUCCCUUUUUUGUGGCCGGAGGAAGUCUGGUCUGGAUGGUCGCGCAGGCCCAGUGGUACGCAGAGGCAUAA
Molecule: messenger RNA, 480 nt
Organism: Jaminaea rosea
Lineage: Eukaryota; Fungi; Basidiomycota; Exobasidiomycetes; Microstromatales
Exons: 1
Coding region: 1-480 (159 amino acids)
Cellular component (GO): endoplasmic reticulum; membrane
Molecular function (GO): protein-macromolecule adaptor activity
Source: RefSeq, a predicted model, not a curated record